Molecule: messenger RNA, 2472 nt
Organism: Exophiala aquamarina CBS 119918
Lineage: Eukaryota; Fungi; Ascomycota; Eurotiomycetes; Chaetothyriales; Herpotrichiellaceae
Exons: 1
Coding region: 1-2472 (823 amino acids)
Source: RefSeq, a predicted model, not a curated record
AUGGAUCCCUCGGGAGCUCAGCGGGUACAGUCCAACACGCAGGAUGCCCGCUUUCAUUACCCACAAUAUCGAAAUCAACCCCAACAGCAGUCGCAGGAACGACCUGAACCCUCGCCAUAUGCCCAGCCAUCACAGUACUCACAAUUCCCUCCACAUCCUUCAGUUCGACCGCCUCCUGGAGCCAAGCUGAGUGCUCGUCAGGUCCCUCUUGGUGUCGGAGUUGCUCCACCGCCUGUAAGACCGCAAGAGCGUCAGCAACCACGUCCGUCAAACUCAGGCGUGUUGAUACAAGACUUCAGAUUUCCACCAGCACCCCCGGCACCAGCAUCCAGAAGUAGGCAGGACCAAGGGGGCCAACCGUUUCCUGGACGGAACAACAUGCACGAGUCCUAUAUGUCAUCAGUAUUAGACGACUUUACACCCGGAACAACGCCUGGCUCCCGCUCUCGUGGCUUUCCAACCCCUCGGGGGCGAUAUUCAGGCUCUGUAUAUGCCGAGAGCGAGGCACUAGGGAUGGACGAGCGAUAUCUACAGGGCAGGUAUAGCCCCGAAAUCACAAGACCCAGUUCUCCCGACUCCUCUCCACAGAUAGUUCGUCAAGCCAGCGUGGGAAAGCGUGCAAAGCCAGCUGUGACCACCAUCAAAAGUCGAACGAGCCAUCUCGAGCAAGACAUCCCCGAAGAAGUUUCCACUCGGACUCCAGCUAGCAAAAAUGCAGCUAUGGCUGCAUUGAGCGCUGCAAUUGCAGCAGGUACGGGAUCAAAGCCCAUUGAUUUCAACGACAGUGCUCAAGGAUCCAGAAGCUAUACGCCUGUGAGAAUGCCCUUCGAUGGAUCUCCCCCUCCCUCCCCUUCCCAGGAUCGAGAAUACUUACGCACCCCUAAAUCUGCCACCACAUUUGCAUCCGGCCACAUCCUGGCCCAAUCAACGAGUCAUGGCGAAUCUCUGCCUAGUACUGGUCACUCGCGGAAGUCUACCAAUCCAUUGCUCGGUCUGGGCAUCGAUCAGCCCGCUGCAAUGAGCAACAAGAUCCCUGCUAGUAAGAGACCUCCAAAGUUAGACAUGGACGCAGUCAGGGAAGCCGAAGCUCGCGGCAGCACAACCAGUCUUGCUGAUCUCAUCAAGAGAGCAACAAAAUUAGCUGCAAAUCUAGACAGAGGUAAAACAGCCAGCCGCCUGGGAAUGCUGGAUAUGUUUGGCAGCCAGGAAAAGCUUGCCGGAAACAAUCGUCACUCUACUAUGUCGGACAUGAUAUCAGCGUUUCCUGCUCCUGCAAUUGGAGGCACACCAACCAACCGCCGCGAUGCUGACUGGCCCCUGAGUGAGAAGGGCGAUCCUUACGCAUCAACGACAGAACUCUCAAAGACCAAAGCCAGGAAACAGCGACGGAAGUUCUGUGGGCUAUCUCUCCCAGUCUUCAUCGCUGUCCUCACCAUUGUUGUGGUGCUUAUCGCCGCGGCCGUACUAAUACCCAUCUUCCUAAUUCUUGUACCAAAACAAAACCGGAACAACAGUAAUGCUCUGACAAACUGUGCUGCAAAUUUUCCUUGCGAAAACGGCGGCACAAGUAUUGUCAGCGACGACAGAUGCAUGUGCAUCUGUUCUGAUGGCUUCACUGGCAGCCAAUGCGCAACAUCCGGGAAUACCAAAGACUGCAUAACUAUGACCCUCACAGAAGGCUCCAACGAGUAUGAAAAUGCAACCAUUGGCAGGUCUGUUAUGCCCGUUCUUUCGCCCCAGAACCGUUUCGAUGUACCUCUUAAUAUCUCAACAAUCCUAGGCGUAUUCUCCUCAAACAAUCUCUCAUGUUCAAGCGAGAAUUCCUUGGUUGAUUUCAAUUCAAGUGCAUUGAAUUCAGGAAACAACAAGAAACGCUUUAUCAUCCUACCAGAGUUUGAAUCGCCCGACUCUACUGUUCAGCCCCUAAUCAUUCACGCAGUGCCUGCUGUACCCCAGAUCACGAAUCCUGCAGCAUGCACAGGUGAUGUCCGCCUAGAGCGACGCCAGGACGGUGUAACUGUUGGUACAUCCAAUGGUAUCGUCUUUCAAGCAACCACAUCGACCGUUGAUAGUGGACCGAGUGAACCUGCGGGAACGGGUGGUCCAACGACCAGCAAUACUGUUCCCACAGCGUCUGAAUCAACAUCCGAAUCAAGCUCAACAACCUCCUCGAGUGGAAGUAAAAGCACGUCCACCGCUGCACCAUCCUCUAAAAUGACAGAUAAAGAGAUCGAAUUUGCCCAAGUUGUGGUUAUGUAUAUUUUGCAGGAGUCACGCUCCGUCAGCGUCGCUGUCAAUACGCAGCAGCAGAUCGAGAUGUUGUUCUCUCAAUCAGACGGAGAGGGCAGCAAUGUCAGAAACAACUCGGUGGAGGUUGGAUCUGGAGACCUGCAGCUGUUCGCGAGCUUCGAGGAUUUUACGAUAUCAUAUGGCAACUCGACAGUCACAACUGUUGUUGGAGGUGGCAAGUGA